Paramecium pentaurelia is the source of this 1284-nucleotide messenger RNA. NCBI's taxonomy places the organism in Eukaryota, Ciliophora, Oligohymenophorea, Peniculida, Parameciidae. The record is from the annotation of a GenBank genome assembly.
AUGGGAAAUUGUGGAUGUUUGAAGAGAAAUGAUAAAGAAUUUGAUGAUUUAGAUGAUUAACCAAUUGAUUAGACUCCAGUCUAAGAGAAUCCAGAUUAAUAGAAACCUAUAAUACAAAUGAGUUCACAUUCUGUCCCUUUAAGGCAAAAAAUUAAAGAAACAGUGAAUCUAAAAAAAUCCCAAACUAUUGAAGGUGAAAAAAAGCUUAAUGAUUAUAUCUUAAAAUAAGUAUUAGGAUAAGGUACAUUUGGAAAAGUGAGACUAGCAGAAAAAAACUUAUAAAAUUAUGCUAUAAAAAUACUAAACAAAAGCAGACUCAAAAAAUAAAGAGAGUAUUAUACAGAUUCAAAUGGAGGUUAUUUCUUUAAUUAUCCUCUUAGUGGUGAAAAUCAAGAAUGCUUUUUAGAAUGUAGGAAAGGAGAUAGCUAUUAUGAAGAAAUUACGGCAUCCUAAUAUCAUUCGUCUUUAUGAAAUUAUUGAUUCUCCUAAUUCAAAUAAAAUGUAUAUGGGUAUUCUCUGCUUUUAUUAUCAAAGUAAUGGAGUAUGCAUAAAAUGGGUAAUUAAUUGAUUGGAAUGAAGAUUUAGGAUAAUUUGUUAUAACAAAUAAAGAUUAUAAAAUAACAGAAGAUAAUUUAAGAAUAAUUUGUAGAGACAUUAUAAAAGGUAUUUAUUAAAGUAAAUAUAAUUUAUUAUAAAUAUAGUGCAUGAAUUAGGAAUAGUGCAUAGAGAUCUUAAACCUUAAAAUAUUUUGUUUGAUUAAAAGUUUAGAGCUAAAAUUUGUGAUUUUGGAGUUUCUUAAAUUAUUAAUGGUGAUACUGAACAUUUUGGUACUAAUGGCACUUAUUUGUUUAUGGCACCUGAAUGUUUUGAAAAUGGUUAAUUUGAUAGAAAAGCAGCAGAUAUUUGGUCAUUUGGAAUUACAAUAUAUUCAUUUGCUUUUUUAUAAGUGCCAUUUAAAGGAUUUGAAAUAUAAGAAAUAAUGGACUCAAUCUAAUAAAAUGAGUAAAUAAAAAUAAUAUUAGUAGAAUUGAAUUUCCUAAUUGUAGAAUUGAAUUUUAAAAUUUUCUUUAAAAAUGUCUGAAUAAAGACCCAAAUACAAGAGCUACAAUAAAAGAAUUGGCAAGAGAUCCUUGGUUAAAUGAAGGCUAGAAGAUUCGAUUGUUAGAUGAAAUCGAACAGAAAUUCAUAAACAUAUAAGUUGAUGAGGCUGAGAUCUAAGAAGCAUACUCAUUGGCUACAUUUAUAUUAAUAAAAAAUUGGGUUGCUAAAUUGAAGCAUUAAUGA